This is a messenger RNA of Hibiscus syriacus, 381 nucleotides long. Its product is annotated as fructose-1,6-bisphosphatase, cytosolic-like. The record is from RefSeq and is a predicted model, not a curated record. NCBI's taxonomy places the organism in Eukaryota, Viridiplantae, Streptophyta, Magnoliopsida, Malvales, Malvaceae. Gene Ontology annotation, biological process: fructose 6-phosphate metabolic process; fructose metabolic process; fructose 1,6-bisphosphate metabolic process. Gene Ontology annotation, cellular component: cytosol; cytoplasm. Gene Ontology annotation, molecular function: fructose 1,6-bisphosphate 1-phosphatase activity. The annotation marks the transcript as partial. The transcript is spliced from 4 exons.
GGUGAAGAACAGAAGAAGCUGGACGUGCUUUCGAAUGAAGUUUUUGUUAAGGCUUUGAUUAGCAGUGGACGAACAUGCAUCCUGGUUUCGGAGGAGGACGAAGAGGCUAUAUUCGUCGAUCAAUCGAAGCGUGGAAGAUACAUUGUUGUUUUUGAUCCAUUGGACGGAUCCUCAAACAUUGAUUGUGGUGUUUCCAUAGGAACUAUUUUCGGGAUUUAUCUGGUUAAAGAUAAAGACAAUCCGAUGAUCGAUGACGUAUUGCAACCCGGAAGAAACCUCUUAGCAGCCGGUUAUUGCAUGUACGGAUGCUCCUGCACGGUAAGAACAAUCACCACUAUCAGCAUUUACUGCAACUCAGAUCGAUUUUGUUUUGAUAAUUGA